This is a messenger RNA of Acanthoscelides obtectus, 1810 nucleotides long. The record is from the annotation of a GenBank genome assembly. Lineage: Eukaryota; Metazoa; Arthropoda; Insecta; Coleoptera; Chrysomelidae.
CUUUUGCAGACAGUAACUUCGUGCUGGGCAAUGCACAAGUACCCUCCCUGUACCCGAUUGUGUACUGCUCAGAUGGGUUCUGUGAGCUGACAGGAUUCAGCAGGGCGCAGAUCAUGCAGAAGGGAUGCGCCUGCAAAUUCCUCUACGGCCCUGAGACCAAGGAGGAGCACAAGACGCAGAUCGACAAGGCCUUGGAGUCCAAGAAUGAGCUCAAGCUGGAAGUUAUUUUUUAUAAGAAAAAUGCGACACCAUUUUGGUGUCUACUGGAUAUCGUGCCGAUCAAAAAUGAGAAACGAGAGGUUGUUUUGUUUCUCGCCUCGCACAAAGACAUCACGAACACAAAAAUGGCAGAGAUGUCCGAGAGUGAAUUGUACGAUAGUGCUGCGGUGUUGGGCGCCCGUUUCCGGUGCGGUGCUGACUCUUGCCUCCUUGCAGACGCCAACGGGAACCUGGAGGGGGCGGAGGAUGGAGGGGAGGGGGAUGAAGACCACCCUCCCGCCAACUACGGCAGGAGGAGGUCGAGGGCGGUGCUCUACCAACUGUCAGGGCACUACAAGCCGGACAAGAUGAAGACUAAGCUGAAGCUGAACAAUGAGGAAAAUCAAGAAAAGAUUCCGAGAGUACUGGGUGCAUCCCAUUCUCAGUGAUAGAUUAGUUGCUGGAAAAUUUUACACAAUGCAUUCCCAAUUACUGGAUUAUCCGAGAAAAUUUUUUGCCUUUUAUCGAAUGAGCAUAACCAGCUUCAAUGAACUUGUCAAGCUAAUUGGACCAGCAAUAGCGAAGGAGGAUACAAAUUUAAGGCUUUCUAUACCUGUGGAGGAGCGAUUGAGCGUUACGAUAAGAUAUCUGGCUACUGGAGCUAGUUUCAAUACAUUAUCUUUUGAUUAUCUGAUGGGAGCUUCUACAAUACGAGACAUUACUAAAACUACAUGUGAGCAAAUAUGGAAUGUGCUUCAACCAUUGUAUAUGCCAAUCAAACAAGAAGGCGACUGGAUUAAAAUCGCAGACGAAUUCUAUAGUCGCACAAAUUUUCCAAACAUCAUUGGAGCGAUAGAUGGCAAACAUAUACGGAUGAUACAGCCAGAACAUUCCGGUUCGUCAUAUUUUAACUACAAAAAGUUCUUUUCUUGCGUGUUAAUGGCUUGGACAGACGCAGAUUAUAAAUUUGUAUACAUUGACGUUGGUUCUUAUGGAACAGCUAGCGAUUCGGAAAUAUUAAAAAGAUCAGAAAUGGGUAAACGGCUUUCUGAAAAUCGAUUAUAUAUUCCCUCCGGAAGGCAUUUGCCUAAUGAUGAUGUCGGGGAUGUUAUUCCAUUCUCUGUCGUAGGGGAUGAGGCGUUUGGACUUGGGAAUCACAUAUUACGGCCAUAUGCAAAAAGAAAUUUAAACUACACCAAACGAAUUUUCAACUAUAGACAUACAAGAGCUCGACGAAUGGUUGAGUGUACAUUUGGGAUUCUCGCUAACAAAUGGCGUAUUUUUCACCGACCAAUAGAUGUCAAUAUCACUUUUUGUGUCCGAAUUAUUAAAGCUUGUUGUGUCCUGCAUAAUUAUGUAAGAAUCAAAGAUGGACUAAAUUUUACAGAAACUCUCUACAGCUGUCCCAUGGAUAACUUGACUAUAAAUGAAAACAACCGAGGAAGAAAUAAUAUGAAUAACGUGCGACAGUACAUGUCGUCAUAUUUUAUUUCUCCUGGAGGCGCAAUUCCGUGUCAAUAUAACAAAGCGUAAUAAUGUAGUAAUUAAUGGAAUAACAAAUGUAAUAAGUAUUCAGCUACACCUACGUACAUAAAUAAAAAUUCACAUGAAG